This is a messenger RNA of Ostrinia furnacalis (Asian corn borer), 3945 nucleotides long. RefSeq names its product cytochrome and DOMON domain-containing protein knickkopf (gene knk). The transcript has 17 exons. Bases 87 to 2444 code for a protein of 785 amino acids. NCBI's taxonomy places the organism in Eukaryota, Metazoa, Arthropoda, Insecta, Lepidoptera, Crambidae. The record is from RefSeq and is a predicted model, not a curated record.
UUGAGGUGUGCGAAAUGUUGUGGUGACCUUUUAUUUUAGUUAGAAAGUUAUUAAACUAAUUUUAAAGUUAUACAAAGGACUUAAAAAUGUGUAUAAAAUGGUUUAUUUUACUUGCAGUGAUAGCACAAGACUGUUCGUCACAGGAUGAGGAUGGGCCUUACAGAGGGAAAUACAUUGGGAAACUAAAUUCCUAUCACCACCAGGUAUCUGGCGAAGUGUAUGCAGUGGAUGAGUGGACCAUCAUACUUGUGAACUUCAACUACGAUGGCACGGGGGACGACACCUUCUUCUGGGCCGGAGACGCAGGCCGGCCGGGACCACAGGGCUUUAUCGUGCCCGAUGAACAUGGCAAAACCAACAUCCUGGAGCGCUACUACAACCAGGACGUUCGGCUAACGCUGCCGGAAGGCAAGCGAAUCUCGCGCAUAAAGUGGCUGGCCGUCUACGACAUCGCCAGCCAGAACGCCUUCGGGGACGUCUACGUGCCCGAUGACUUCGAAUCGCCCGCUCCACGCACUAUUGGCCCACUGGUCGGGGAACGAGCGGUCUCUAGCGAAUCUGUGCUCAUAGCUGAUGCCAGUACUAUCAUUAUCCCUGAAUUCAAAUAUGACGGCACCGGCGAGGAGGUUUACUUCUGGACAGGAGUGGGCCCGCAGCCUUCGUCGAGAGGGAUCAAGAUACCUGACGAUUAUGGAUACUUAGAGCCGCUACGAGCGUACAAGGGCGAAGAUGUUCGUCUAACCUUACCAGGCGGGCGCACAGUGUUCGACAUCAAGUGGCUAUCCGUGUACGACUUGGGCGCGGCGCGCUCGCUAGCGGCUGUACUGGUGCCCGACGCGCUAAACGUGCCGCCUGCGCCGCUCGCACUGCAUCCCUACAGAACAAAUCUGCCACACUGCAAGCAGCUCCACCGCGAUUACCAAGUGUCCUGGGAGAAAUUCGGCAACCAGAUCACCAUCGAACUAGCAGCCAGGAUCGAUGAAAACGAAUACAUGGGCUUUGGCAUCUCGGGCAGCGACAGCAAGACGCAGAUGUUAGGCGCCGACCUCGCGGUCGCCUACUACGACGCCAAGAUGCAGCGCGCGCUUGCUACUGACUACAACGUCACUGCUAUAGCGCCGUGCGUGCAAGUGCUGGGCCAGUGGCGCGGCGUGUGCCGCGACGAGCUGCUGGGCGGGCUGGACUCCAACCAGGUGUUCUCGGGCGAGUACGCCGACGGGCUCGCGCGCGUGUCCUACCGCCGCGUGCUCAAGCCCUUCGAGGAGCUGGACCGCGAGUGGGUGGUGGACAAGCCGGUGUUCGUGGUGUGGGCAGUCGGCGCGCGCGACGCCGACAACGAGCCCGCCUUCCACCGCCUACACCCUGCCAGGGAUGUCAUGCUCAAUCUCGACCAGAACCCGCCUGUCAACGACUGCUAUAACUUUACCGUUGGUUCAAACACAGCGCCCACGCCCUGGGAAGUGGCCGAACUCUUCGACCCGUCGCUCCGCGUGUUCACGUUCCGGCUCGGGCCGGCGGCGGGCGCGCAAGGCGGGUCCAGCACAGCCCCUACGCCUUGGGAAGUGGCCGAGCUAUUCGACCCGUCGCUCCGCGUGUUCACGUUCCGCCUCGGGCCGGCGGCGGGCGCGCACGGCGGGUCCAGCACAGCGCCCACGCCCUGGGAGGUGGCGGAGCUAUUCGACCCGUCGCUCCGCGUGUUCACGUUCCGGCUCGGGCCGGCGGCGGGCGCGCGCGGCGGGUCCAGCACAGCGCCCACGCCCUGGGAAGUGGCGGAACUCUUCGACCCGUCGCUCCGCGUGUUCACGUUCCGUCUGGGCCCGGCGGCGGGCGCGCGCGGGCUGGCGGGGCGGGGGCGCGCGGCGCCGGCGCUGGCGUGGUACGUCAACGGACAGCUCGCGCCCGACCUGCAGCUAAGGCGCGGACUCAAGUACAGCUUCAAGGUGUACGGCGGCAACAACCCGCACUCGGCGACGGAGUACCACCCGCUGAUCGUGACGGCGUCGCCGCUCGGAGGCCUGGAGCGGCUGCCCGACGCCGAGCAGCGCGCCGCGCGCGUGCUCGCCGGCGUGCACUACCCGCGCCGCGGCCGCCUCGCGCCCACCGCCGCGGGCCCGCUGUGCAUCGGGCGGCACGCGGCGGGCGCGGACCGGCGGCGUGACGCGGACUACGCCACCUUCCGCGCCUUCAACCGCUCGCUGCAGUGGGACUGCCCGCCCGCCGCGCCCGCCGAACUACUGGUCGCGCCCAACUCGUCUUGGCCCGACAUCGUCUAUUACAACUCCUUCACGCACGCGGGCAUGGGCGGGCGCAUCUUCGUGGUGGACCGCCACCGCCGCAACCUGGCGCGCCGGCCCGCCUCGUCCGUACAACGAGCGCUCCCGUUGGAUAUAUCCAUUAUGUUGGUGCUCGCCGCCGCCGCCGUCACGCUGUGGCGGCUGCACUAGCGACGUGACGUCAACAUCUCUCGAGUGUGGGAAGAAGGUAUUUGACACCGAUCAAUUGACGUACUUGUCAUGAACUGUCAAAACGAGACUCUUUUUGUAGGGCGAUACAAGCCGAUUGCGUCACUAUUUUUCCAACUCGCCAACUGUGGAUUUUGACAUAUUAUUAUAUCUGUCAAUGUCAUGUCAAAAAUAACCAAUCAUGCAGCAUUUGGACCUCGCGUCUACGUAUUGCCAUCUGGCGGAUUUUUCAAUAGCGAAAACCCUCAUUGACUAACUUAUUAUCAAUCAACCAAAAAAUCUUAAUUUACAGUUGAUUAUAAAUUAAUUGAGCUUUUGAGACUAGAAUGUUUUAAAAAAAAAUUACUUUAGAAUUAUUGGUGAAUGGUGUCAAUACCCGAUUCGUAGGCGAAACAUAAUUCUAUUAAGGGAACCGAGGCGUAAUGUUCCACCCCUAUGUGUUCAUAGGCAAAGUCUACACGACUUAUCAGUAAAAAAAUCGAAGAACAGAAACAAACUUUGCUAGCAUCAAUUUUAAAUGUGAUGAUGACGUACUUAAAGUACAUAAUUUUAUACUAAGCUAAGUAGAACGAAAAAUAAUUUUAUAGAUCAUAUUUCAAUUUAUACAUUUGACUUUUUACUGCCACUACGAUGCAUUUAGCUGAGAGUUAAAACUUUAAAUCAAAUCAUUUUUUUAAAUUGACUCAAGAAAAAUGUAUGCAUAAAAAAAACUACUAAGUAGUGACUGCCGUUCCAUCCGCAACACAUUCCAAUGUCCUGGAAACUUUUCCGUCCAUUUUAGGUCAUUCCAGACUGUGCUUAACAUAAGUUAUUUUUAAGACUGUGUCACACACAUCACUACUGUACAAUGCUCAAAUUAUACUAUUUUCAUUUCUAUACUUUUGUCAUAAUUUUUGAAAUUAUGAUACUUCUUUACAACACUUAUACCUACAAUUUAUUUUUCCAAUAACAAUAUGUAUGAAUCUCAAAUGACAGACUGAAACAUUUUAACCUCAAAAUAAUCCUAUGCACUGCUUUAAAUAUAAUCUACCAGCUAUACGAAAUAACUAUACAAAUUGCAUACCACAAUACUCGCUGCAAGUCGUCUUAUAUUGUAAAAUAGAAGAUCUCUUUGUUUUUGAAUGUUUUAGUUAUUUAUUUUAAGGCAACUAUUUUUUGUAUAUAAAAGGUACGUAAAUAAAAGAUAAAAUUUAUGUACUUGUGUUUAAUUAAAUUUACAUUGAUUAUAUUAUUAUAAUUAUAACUAUGAGAUUACAGUUAUGAGCGUACUUUUACAGUCAUGUUAAGUCCUAUCAUAUCGUCUAAAAUACAUAGUAUCUUGUAACUUAUUUUUAUACAAUUUAAAGUGUACUAUAAAUUUAAAGCAAAUGACAGUCGUAAAAACAAUUCACUAGGUACAAAAAUUUGUUCAAAUCGCGGAAUUUGACGUCCGUGAAUGUAAACAGAAAAUAUCACAAUUUCGAGAGGAACUAAAACUACAGUU